AUGCGUGCUACAUUCAAGCUUGUCCUUUUGGCCGUCGCCACGUCUGUCACGAGCAUCGCUCAUGCCAAACCUGUCCCAGCUGUGGAGGUCGCCGACAGCAGGACCAAGCCGCCACCACCUCCCCCCACCACAAAGCUUACUUUACCGCCCACUUUGCCUCCCCCUCCCACUACAAAGCCAACCCUACCUCCGACUUUACCGCCUCCACCGCCCACUACGAAGCCAACCUUGCCUCCAACUUUGCCACCACCUCCCCCAACCACAAAGCCGACCACGAAACCGACUUUACCACCUACCUUACCACCUCCGCCUCCAACCACGAAGCCAACUUUACCACCAACUUUACCUCCUCCCCCACCUCCUCCUCAACCUACCACUGCCAAGCCCCCGACUGAUGUCUUCCCGCCGAUCCCUACGGUUACUCGCAUCACCGCAUCUUAA
Messenger RNA from Cyclocybe aegerita, 441 nucleotides. NCBI's taxonomy places the organism in Eukaryota, Fungi, Basidiomycota, Agaricomycetes, Agaricales, Hemipholiotaceae. The record is from the annotation of a GenBank genome assembly.